This is a messenger RNA of Theobroma cacao (cacao), 1725 nucleotides long. RefSeq names its product cell cycle checkpoint control protein family (gene RAD9). NCBI's taxonomy places the organism in Eukaryota, Viridiplantae, Streptophyta, Magnoliopsida, Malvales, Malvaceae. Gene Ontology annotation, biological process: DNA replication checkpoint signaling; cellular response to ionizing radiation; mitotic intra-S DNA damage checkpoint signaling. Gene Ontology annotation, cellular component: checkpoint clamp complex. The record is from RefSeq and is a predicted model, not a curated record.
CAGGAUUCGCUCUCUUUUCCAUGUCUCAAAUUUCAGACUUCUGAAUUCGGAGGGUUAGCAGUUUCAAAUUUUCAUUCAGAGAAACAGAGAGCUUAAGAAAGAAAAGACGAAUGGAGCUGAGCCUUAGCGGGAACGCUCUCAGAACCUUUGGUCGUUCGAUCACUUGCCUCGCACGUGUGGGCAACGAGCUCGUCAUCCAAGCUUCUCCUUCUCAGCUUGCACUUCAUACACUCAAUUCCUCAAGGUCGGCCUACCAGUCUAUUACUUUUAAGCCGAACUUCUUUGAUGUCUACGGAAUUUCUGGAACUCAAGUACAGUGCAGCGUGCUUUUGAAGGCUGUUUGUUCUGUUCUUAGGACACCUAUGUCAAGUAUCGAUCACUUGACUCUGAAAUUGGCUGAUCCAGAUGCAUCGAAAGUACAAUGGGCUUUGGAAUGCUAUAGUGGUAUGAAAAAAGCAUAUUGGAUUACCUGCAAUGUUGAGCCCGACAUACAACACUUAUCUCUUGAUAGGAGAAGAUUUCCAAGUAACUUGGUAGUGAGGCCUCGUGACCUAAACAGAUUGCUAGCUAAUUUUCAAUCAUCACUUCAGGAAAUUACCAUCAUUGCAACAGAGCUGAUGUCUUUACCUUCUGAUGCUGCAAGUGAAAUCGGUGGAAAAGCUGUUGAGCUUAGAAGUUAUAUAGACCCAACAAAAGACAACGAUUCUUCAUUGCACACUCAACUGUGGAUAGAUCCUAUGGAGGAGUGUGUGCAGUAUACUCACACAGGAGAUCCUGUAGAUGUUACUUUUAGUGUCAAGGAAUUGAAGGCAUUCCUUACUUUUUGUGAAGGCUGCGAGGUUGACAUUCACUUGUUUUUUGACAAAGCGGGAGAGCCAAUAUUAAUGGCACCAAAAUUUGGUCUAGAUGAUGGAUCUGGCUCAAACUUUGAUGCUGCACUUGUACUUGCAACCAUGCUUAUAUCACAGCUACACGAAGGCAAUCCCUCUGAACCUGUACAAGCCGCUGCGACAGUGCAUGACCAGGCAAUGCAUGGGACAGGGUCUCAAGCACAACAAGAGAGGUCUAGGGCAAAUGUAUCUGAGCACCCAUCUGACCACACCCGAAUAUGGUCUGACCUAUCAGGAAGUGCAGCAAAAAGUGGUAGUGGGGUUGAAGAAAGGCAGGUUCAAAAACAGCAGAACUUGAAUGCUAGUGAACAGAGGGAUAUUCAAAGGAUUAGCAUGAUGAAUAUUACAAAAGAUGCACCCAUUAGAGAAAGUGUUCCUGCUGCUCCUAAUCUCCAUCACCAAGUAGAAAGGGACCAUGUUGCAGGGGUGCAAGAUACGAACCAGAUUAAUGGGCAUGCGUUAUCACAACGUCAUCCUAGUAACUGGGUAGAUGCAGAUGAAGAUGAUGAUGAUGAUGAUGGGGAUGAGAAUGAACUAUGUGUACAGUCAACACCACCAUAUUAUGAAGAACAGUAAUAAUGAGCUAACGACAGAUCUCUUGGUCUUAAUGCUAGCCUGCUGCUUGUUUGCUUUCUUCAAUGUAAGUGCAUGACCCUUUUUUUGUCAUAUCCUUCAUUCUCAUUUAGCUUUAUCUUCAACUAAUUUAAGUAACUUUUCUUUGCUAUAGUUAUUGAGCAUAGAAGGAUCUAUAGUCUGAUACACUUCAAAAACAAUUUAUAGAAGUAUAUUCAAUUUAAUAUUUGAUUGUAAUAUAUGUUUGUGGGGAGUGAAAUCA